Messenger RNA from Pseudozyma flocculosa PF-1, 1260 nucleotides. RefSeq lists its product as uncharacterized. Gene Ontology annotation, molecular function: metal ion binding. NCBI's taxonomy places the organism in Eukaryota, Fungi, Basidiomycota, Ustilaginomycetes, Ustilaginales, Ustilaginaceae. Gene Ontology annotation, cellular component: U2-type spliceosomal complex. The record is from RefSeq and is a predicted model, not a curated record. Gene Ontology annotation, biological process: snoRNA splicing. The transcript has a single exon. Bases 1 to 1260 code for a protein of 419 amino acids.
AUGGCUGAAACAUCGCCACCAUCCUCGUCAAUGGCGACGACAUCGACCCAGGCCUCCGGCAGCAGCGGCACGGAUGUCCUCUUCAAGAAGAAGCGCAAUGGCCCCCGCUCGCUUCGAAAGCCAGACGCCGACGCUUCCGCCACGGUCGAAGCGGGAUCCUCGACCAUCAUAGCAUCGCUCAGAACACGCUCAGCAGAUCGGGGCGUCGACGGCGGCGACGAUGAUGACCACGACGACGCAGCAGAGUCGGCGGUGGUCGUCAAGGCCAAGCGCAAGGCGCACAACCCACUCUCACAGUCAACACUCCCGUCCUACAAGCGACUCAGAAAGGACGGCGAGGUCGACGACGACAACGGCGACUUUGAUAUCGAACUCGCCGACGAAGACGCCGCAGGGGCAGGCUAUGCGGCCAAGCGGCGUCACGUUGAUCGCUUUGGAGAGACGGGCGUCACUUCCCGCUCCAAGGCCGGUGGUGGUGCGGCCGACGGCGUGGCAAAAGUCCGCGAGGACGCCACUCGGCACUCGAAUUGGGACCUCGAAGUCGACGAUACCGGCAAGGCUAGGGACUCUGGAGGCUCUAUCGGAUCGACCGCGACGAAGGUUGACGGCAAGGCAAACAACGACGACGGCAUCUACCGCGGCGCCAAGGGCUACUCGUCCUUUGUCCCGACCCGCGACGACGGGACAUCGUCCAAGAUGCGUUCGCGCGGGCCCAUCCGGAUGUCGACCAAUGUGCGCAGCGUGACGGUCAUGGACUACCAGCCGGACAUCUGCAAGGACUACAAGGAGACGGGCUACUGCGGCUUCGGCGACACGUGCAAGUUCCUCCACGACCGCAGCGACUACCUGGCCGGCUGGGAGCUCGACCUGCUGCCCAACUCCAACUCGAGACGCGGGCGCGGCGACUUUGCAUCCGAUCCCGAGGACGGCGACGACAGCGACGAGGAAGACGUGCCCUUCGCCUGCCUCAUCUGCCGUCAGCCCUUCACCGACCCCGUCGUGACCAACUGCGGGCACUAUUUUUGCUCGGCCUGCGCCAUCAAGCGGUACACCAAGACGUCCAAGUGCUUUGCGUGCGGCGCACAGACCGGCGGCCUCUUCAACUCGGCAACAAAGGUGCUCAAGCGGAUGGAGGACGCCAAGAAGAGAAAGGCCGAGGAACGGUCCGAGCGGCGGAGGAUGCACGGGUACGACGACGGCGACGAGCAACGCGGAGGCGAGGCUGAGAUCCUGGAAGGCGUCGAGAUUGGGGGCAGUUGA